GCGCCUGCGUAGGCUGCGGCAAAGCUAAGCACUGAGAGGGUCGCUGUCAUUGCUCACUGCUGUUUGUAUGGAAAGAUCACUCCUCUCACCAGCUCUCACUCCCGAUCCCGGGUCUCCGGCUUAGGACUUGGGCCGAGGCUCCAGCAUUCCUACCAUCCUCUCUCUGACAGAUUGCUGACCUCCCCGUUCCUGCUCCUGGCUCCUGAAACCAUGUCUCUGGUAAGCCAGAAUGUGCGCCGCGGCAGCGCAGAGACCGCUGCAGAUUACAGCGACUGCCAGGGUGAGAUGCAGGCUAGUAACGCCUCCGGGGCCCCGACCUCCAUGCUAGUUCCCCAGGCUCUCCAGGGCCCUCAUACGCCAAUCAACCCUCAGGGUGCCAGCGCUUCCCAGGCUGCGCAGGACCCGAACGACCUCGAGGUCCUAAUCGAAGAGCAGUCCCAACGUUUGGGGGCGCUCAGGGUCCACGACCCUCUGGAAGACAGGUCGAUUGCUUUGGUGAAUUUCAUGCGAAUGAAAAGCCAAACCGAAGGUUCUAUCCAGCAGGCAGAGAUGCUGGAGUUCCUCAGAGAAUACUCAGAUCAGUUCCCUGAGAUCCUCAGACGAGCCUCAGCCCACCUGGACCAGGUCUUUGGGUUGAACCUGAGGGUUCUUGAUCCCCAGGCUGACAUUUACAACCUAAUCAGCAAACGGGGUGUCCAGACCACUGAUCGGAUAGCAGAAUCCCUGGAUGUGCCAAAGGCAGGUCUCCUGGCCUUGGUCCUAGGCCACAUCCUCCUGAAUGGUAACCGGGCAAGAGAAGCAUCCAUUUGGGACCUGCUGUUAAAGGUUGAUUUGUUGGGUGAUCCCCAGAGGAUCAACAACCUUUUUGGGAAUACAAGGAACCUGCUCAUUACUGACUUUGUGCGCAUGCGGUUCUUGGAGUACUGGCCAGUGUAUGGCACUAAUCCCCUUGAAUUUGAGUUCUUGUGGGGCUCUAGAGCCCACAGGGAAAUCACAAAGAUGGAAGCCCUGAAGUUUGUGGCAGAGGCCCAUGAUGAAGAACCCUGGAGCUGGCCUGAAGAAUAUAACAAGGCCCUAGAAGCUGACAAAGCCAAAGAAAGAAGACAGGCUGCUGGCUUGGAAUUCUGGUCAGAGGACACUAUGAAUGAUAAGGCCAAUGAUUUGGUCCAGUUGGCCAUUAAUGUCACUGAGGAGUUGCUGCCUAUACAUCAGGAUGAGCUACUGGCUCACACUGGCAAAGAAUUUGAGGAAGUGUUCCCAAAUAUCCUCAGUCGAGCUACUCUAAUCCUUGAUCUGUUCUAUGGGUUCUCUCUGAUUGAGGUUGAUACCAGUGAGCACAUAUACCUCCUUGUCCAGCAACCGGAAUCAGAAGAAGAGCAAAUGAUGUUAGACAGCCUGGGAAGACCCCCUCAAGAAUAUGCGAUGCCAAUUUUGGGUUUGAUCUUCCUGAUGGGCAACCGUGUCAAAGAGGCCAACAUCUGGAACAUGCUUCGAAGAUUUGGUGUGGAUGUAGGAAGAAAGCAUGCCAUCACCUGCAAGCUUAUGAGACAGCGCUACUUGGAAUGCAGGCCACUGUCCUACUCUAAUCCAGUUGAAUAUGAGCUUCUGUGGGGUCCUCGUGCUCACCUUGAAACCACCAAAAUGAAAGCCUUGGAGUAUAUGGCCAGGCUCUACAGAAAGCAACCACAAGACUGGCCAGAGCAAUAUAGGGAGGCUGUUGAAGAUGAGGAAGCCAGAGCCAGAUCUGAGGCAACUGCCAUGUUCUUUUUUGGCUCCAUGUGAAAUCUGGGGAAAUGUAUCACUUUAGUUGUGUGGCAUCAGUUAAAGAGGCCCUGGGAAAAAGGGCACUGGGGCCCCAAAUCAGAAGUCAGUCGGGGCUGGGGUGGAAAGUACACAUUGUGCUUGCUAUUGUGUCCUAUUCCUAAUGGUACUUCUUUCCUUCCUUAUAAUGUACCCUUGAAUUAGGUUCAUGAUCAAUGUUUAUAAAUAAAAUUGCUCAUUUACCAUCCCUGUCUUAUUUUAAUGUAAAAGCUCAGAUAGUUGUGUAAAAUGUAUUGGUAAUAUUUACAUCUUUCUAUGAUGUGGAGAAUAUAAAGUUGUUCUUUAACUGUUUGAAAUACUUAGUAAAAUGGUGUGGUGCAAAAGUUAAGCAACAAUAGUAACAACACACACAACAAAAACAAACACAAAAUCACUUAUCUGUGGAUGCCUUGUUUGUGUCUGUUCUUGUGUAAGGAAAAAAAAAAGCUGGCAUUUACCUGUAUUUGCUUUGCUGUUCCAAAAUGUAGUGAAAAAUAAAAUUAUAAUGAAUUAGA
Lontra canadensis (Northern American river otter) is the source of this 2315-nucleotide messenger RNA. RefSeq names its product MAGE family member E2 (gene MAGEE2). Gene Ontology annotation, biological process: negative regulation of transcription by RNA polymerase II. The record is from RefSeq and is a predicted model, not a curated record. NCBI's taxonomy places the organism in Eukaryota, Metazoa, Chordata, Mammalia, Carnivora, Mustelidae. Bases 211 to 1782 code for a protein of 523 amino acids. Gene Ontology annotation, cellular component: nucleus. The transcript has a single exon.